AUGGAGACUGGUGAAGCGGCCCUGUGUCCCCAGAUCCCCUUCAUCUCCCCAGAAAACACGGAUCUCCAGCAGCCAGCCCCUGUCAUCCGCCCUGUGGAGAUGAAGCCGCUCCCCUUCUAUGACGUCCUCGAUGUUCUUUUAAAACCUUCAAGUCUAGGAGCGACAACUACACAGAGGGGCAACCAGGAGGAACAUUUUAUCUUGAAGGCAGAACAAGUUAGAAAACUGUUCGUCUCCCGAGAAUUUCUACCAGGUGGGAGAAAAAUCUAUAAUGUUCAGAUUCAGCUGAGGUUUUGUUUAUCAGAGAGGAGCUGCCCUCAAGAGGACAGUUACCCCAGUGGUCUUGGAAUAAAGGUCAAUGGAAAAGUGUUUCGUUUGCCAGGCUACGCACGGCCACCAAAAAAUGGCAUGGAACAGAAGAGCCCAGGAAGACCGCUCAACAUCACCUCCCUCAUCAAGCACACAUCUUCAGUCCGCAAUACAAUUUCAGUGACAUGGGCACCUGAAAUUGGAAAGAUCUAUUCUAUGUCUGUGUACUUGGUGAGGCAGCUGACGUCUCGCCUUGUUCUGCAAAGACUGAGAAUGAAGGGCACCAGCAACCCAGACCACUCCAGAGCACUGAUUAAAGAGAAGCUGACAGCAGAUCCAGACAGUGAGAUCGCUAUAGCAAGCCUUCGAGUGUCUCUUAUGUGCCCGCUGGGUAAGAUGCGACUGACAGUGCCAUGCAGGGCUGUGACAUGCUCUCAUUUGCAGUGUUUUGACGCUGCCCUCUACCUGCAGAUGAAUGAGAAGAAACCCACCUGGCUCUGUCCUGUGUGUGACAAGAAGGCCACAUAUGAGAGCCUCAUCAUUGAUGGUUUAUUCUUGGAGAUCCUGAAUGACUGCUCGGAUGUAGAUGAAAUCGAGUUCCAGGAGGAUGGAACGUGGUUCCCAAUGAAACCAAGGAAAGAAGCUCUAAAGAUCCCCACUCAGUCAGUUUCAGAAGUUGACACCUCAGCUCCUUUGCGUCAACCAUCAGUGGCCCGCGAUUCUACUGAGCCGAGCUACACCAAGAGGGCAGAUGUGAUUGAUCUGACGAUAGAAAGCUCUUCUUCUGAUGACGAAGAGGACAAAAACCGUCCACCCAAGAAACGCAACAUUUCCAAGAAUGAGGAGAUGCAUGCAAAGGGAGUGUUGACCUACCUGCCCACUGUGCAAGUGCCAAAUGUCCAGGCCCCGGACCCGCCACAUCUGAACUCUGCACUUGCCGACUAUGCAGUCCCCUUCCAUCCUUCUGCCUCGGCCACCAUCCCCACAGAUAUGCAGCGUCCAGAUCUAUUUUCCUUAAUUCAGACUAAUCCAGAGAUGUUCUUGCGUAUCCUGCAAAAUGCAGCUGCAGCAACCAGCAGCUCAGCCUUGGUUUCGUCGUCCAGCAGCCACUAUGACGCCAUCAGCCAUGCUGCCAGCUCCCUCCAUGAAACUGGGGUCGUCACAGGAGGGGAGGGGAGCAGGGGAGGAGAGGCCGACAGCGACAUAUCAGAUAACAUUUCACUCGAUUGA
This is a messenger RNA of Pelmatolapia mariae (spotted tilapia), 1539 nucleotides long. RefSeq names its product E3 SUMO-protein ligase PIAS2-like. Gene Ontology annotation, biological process: protein sumoylation; regulation of transcription by RNA polymerase II. The record is from RefSeq and is a predicted model, not a curated record. The transcript is spliced from 13 exons. Gene Ontology annotation, cellular component: chromatin. Gene Ontology annotation, molecular function: zinc ion binding; transcription coregulator activity; SUMO ligase activity. Lineage: Eukaryota; Metazoa; Chordata; Actinopteri; Cichliformes; Cichlidae. The coding region runs from base 1 to 1539 and encodes 512 amino acids.